Morus notabilis is the source of this 723-nucleotide messenger RNA. RefSeq lists its product as uncharacterized. The record is from RefSeq and is a predicted model, not a curated record. The transcript has 2 exons. The coding region runs from base 1 to 723 and encodes 240 amino acids. Lineage: Eukaryota; Viridiplantae; Streptophyta; Magnoliopsida; Rosales; Moraceae.
AUGCUUGCUUUAGUUGGACAUGUAAUUGCUCACAAGGAUCAUAUUGAUGCAAUCUUUAAUGGCUUACCUCCUGAAUACGAUAUUUUAGAAAUCAGUGUGAACUCUGGAUUUGGUGAACAUUCAGUUGAGGAAAUUGAGUCUCUAAUUUUGGCUCAAGAAGUUCGAAUUGAAAGGGCUGUUAAGAUAAGUGAUGGCUCUAACUUAGCUAGUAAUCUCACUUCUGCCAAUCUUGCCAUGGCUGGUGGUACAUCCCAUUCUCACUCGAGAUUUUGGGGUUCUGGUUUUGAGGGUUUCAACUCCAGUUACUCUCCUCAUACUUCUUCUUCUCAUGGAAGUUAUAAUGGAAGUUUCUCUCCAUUUUCUGACCACUCCUUUGGUGGAUUUUCUUCUAGACAAAAUUCAUUCUCUGGAAAUUCUAACAGCAGCAGCAGGGGAAAGUUUAGUGGUCGUGGCCGUGGAAAUGUUUGGAACAAGAACAAGGUCCAAUGCCCUUCUCAGUUCAACCAUCAACUUCAGGGUAAUCUUGCUCAAUGUCAAAGUACCUCGAUUGAUUCAGCUCAGAUGGGAGCUAUGCUUGCUGCUCCUGAAGCUAUAACCGACUCAGCAUGGUAUCUAGAUGUAUCCUUUAACAUGGAGUGGUAUCCUGAUUCUGGUGCUACAAACCACUUGACAGCAGAUCCUUCCAAUCUCAUGUCAAGUUUAGAAUUUUAUGGACCUGAUUAG